Asterias rubens (European starfish) is the source of this 2092-nucleotide messenger RNA. Its product is annotated as cyclin-dependent kinase 9-like. Gene Ontology annotation, biological process: protein phosphorylation. Gene Ontology annotation, molecular function: ATP binding; cyclin-dependent protein serine/threonine kinase activity. The record is from RefSeq and is a predicted model, not a curated record. Gene Ontology annotation, cellular component: nucleus. Lineage: Eukaryota; Metazoa; Echinodermata; Asteroidea; Forcipulatida; Asteriidae.
UCAUCUCCAGGAACUUUUUGCAGAGAAGAGUGUUGAUCGUUUUGUGGUUGAGAAUUUGGGGCAAGUAGGCCCAUCAAUCGUCACCGCAAACGCGAUCAUGAAUAUGGCGGCGUAUAAACGGGAAAAUGUGGAGUUUCCCUACUGCGAGGAGGUGUCCAAAUACGAAAAAUUGGCAGGACAAGGAACAUUUGGCGAAGUCUUCAAAGCCAGACAUCGAAAGACACGCGCAGUUGUAGCUCUGAAGAAAGUUCUCAUGGAGAAUGAGAAAGAGGGAUUUCCAAUCACGGCCCUGAGAGAGAUUAAAAUUCUUCAACUUCUGAAACAUGAGAAUGUGGUGUCACUACUGGAGAUUUGCCGCACAAAAGCCACAAUGUACAACCGCUACAAAGGGAGCAUCUAUCUUGUCUUUGAAUUCUGCGUCCACGACCUCGCAGGACUUCUCAGUAACCCGAACGUCAAGUUCUCCCUGGGCGAGAUCAAAGAAAUCAUGAAGCAGUUGCUGAACGGUCUCUACUACAUCCACAGCAACAAGGUCCUCCACCGAGACAUGAAAGCUGCAAAUAUCUUCAUCACCAAGGAAGGGAAGCUAAAGCUGGGCGACUUUGGACUCGCCAGGGCGUUCAGCAUGCCCAAACCAGGGCAGGGCAACCGGUACACAAACAGGGUAGUGACGCUGUGGUAUCGUCCUCCAGAACUGCUGCUUGGCGAGAGGAACUACACGCCCGCCAUCGACCUAUGGGGUGCUGGUUGCAUCAUGGCGGAGAUGUGGACUCGAAGCCCGAUCAUGCAGGGUAAUACAGAGCAACAUCAACUCACACUCAUCAGUCACCUGUGUGGGUCGAUAACGCCGGAAGUCUGGGCGGACGUCACUAAUUUGGACAUGUAUCACAAACUAGAGCUGCCCCAAGGGCAGAAACGGAAGGUUAAAGACCGCCUGAAGAGCUACGUCAAGGACCAGUUUGCCCUGGAUUUGAUCGAUAAACUCUUAACUCUCGACCCCAAGUCGCGGACGGAUGCUGAUCACGCAUUGAACCACGACUUCUUCUGGAACGACCCGAUGCCUUGUAGCCUGUCGGUGAUGCUUUCGAUGCACAAUCAGUCCAUGUUUGAGUAUCUGGCGCCAAAGAGACGAAUAAACUAUGGACCCCACCAACCACCCCAGCAGAGGCAGCCUCCAACUACAAGUCGACCGGGAAAAGCCACCGAUGCAACGUAUGAUAGAAUAUUCUGAGGAUCAUAUCAUGUUGGAUACAAAACUUACUCUUGAUAUGCUAAUAAUUUCAGUGGUGCUGAUUCUGAGAGUUUACAAUGCUUCAAGUUACAAAUGUUGCAUCAGCGCAAUAACCUUGUAUAAAAGUAUUUUGCACAACCGUCAUAUCUUGCACCAAAAAGGUUUCGUGAAAAAAAACAUUGUAUCGUGGUGCAUACUUGUUUUGUAUGUAUUUUUUUCCGGACUAUUUAACCAAAAAAUAAUUAAUUGCCUGAAAUUUCGACCCUAGAAGAGUCUUUGAAGACUAAAUAAUAGCAAAUCAUACAUGAAAAGGAAUCUAAGUUUAACAUAAGCAGUGAAGUGGAAAUAAAUUGACUGUAUUUCAGGCCAUUAACUUUUUGUUGUUUUACCUAAGGUCCUUUUGGUUGGUUAGCAGCUUGCAACAGUUAAUUAUAUUUUCUCUAUUUUAAACAAGAUACAGCUUUUUUGCAAUUUCAAAGUGGCGCGUAAUGUAAGUGCUAUUUUCGGAGAUAAAGUUUUGCAAUGACACAACAAAAUGUGGGAUUGGUAAUCAACGCCAAAGAAAGUUCAUUUCAAUCUGAAUCAGCAAGUUUGUGCCACUGUCAAUCCCCAAGAAAAUUAGUUGUAUCUGGAAUAUCAUCAAGCUAAGAAAAUUUACUGACCCCCUGAAUCACAGCAGUAAAACAAAAAACAAACAGGAUGAACUCAUACAACUCAGAUGUGGUUAGUAGCCGAGCAGGUGUUAUUGAAUCUCACAACUGAAUAUUCUAAACAUCACUCGUUCCUCUUUUCACUGUAAAUUAAAAUGCAUAAUAUAAAUAAAAGGUAACCUAUAAACCCUGUUCUAAAGUGGAAAAAAAA